Molecule: messenger RNA, 4094 nt
Organism: Daphnia pulex (common water flea)
Lineage: Eukaryota; Metazoa; Arthropoda; Branchiopoda; Diplostraca; Daphniidae
Gene: Pez
Product: tyrosine-protein phosphatase non-receptor type 14-like
Exons: 16
Coding region: 266-3229 (987 amino acids)
Biological process (GO): protein dephosphorylation
Cellular component (GO): cytoskeleton
Molecular function (GO): protein tyrosine phosphatase activity
Source: RefSeq, a predicted model, not a curated record
CAACGCUGUUAAGAACAAAUGAUUGCUGUUUAUUAUUAUUUAAUAUUGUUGUGUUAGAAAAAUCAGGUGAACUAAAGGUGAUUUGAUUGUCGUGCCGGCCCUCUAAGGAUUCCAAAAAUUCCCGUGCGAAUAAGUUACGCAAGGAGUCGUUCAGUUUCACAACAACGUUUGUUCUCAUUGUCCCGAAAAACAGGAAACUGCACAAAACCUGUGUAGGGUGGUGUUCCAUGGAUAGCACACUCAGGUGAAAAAUUCAGAUGUCAGAAUGCCUUUUAAACUGAGAUUGAAGAAAAGCAAGCAGUACAAUGUUGUGACCAAAACAGUUUUUGUUAUUUGUGUAGAACUUCUUGAUAAUAGUAUUGUGGAAUGCACUCUUUCAGCAGAUAGUCUUGGCUAUGAUUGCCUCGAUAAUGUUUGUCAACGUCUGGGGCUCAACCAGCCUGAAUUUUUUGGAUUACGCUAUGUCAGUCAAAAGUCAUACCCAAGAGUACGUUGGGUUGAACUUGAUCGUCCACUCAAGAAACAACUGGAUAAGCAUGCCCAAGAGGCCUAUCUGUAUUUGAGAAUCAUGUACUAUGUAAAUGAUGUCAGCCUUUUGGAGGAUGAAAUGACUCGGUACCACUAUUUCCUGCAGCUGAAAUCAGAUGUCAUGGAAGGACGGUUGAGAUGUAGCUAUAAUGAGGCUGUUGUUCUUGCUGGUUACAGACUUCAAGCCGAAUUUGGGGAUCAUGAUCCUGAGCGUCAUACUUUACAAUACUUGAAAGAAUUCGUCCUUGUUCCCAAACAUCUUGUGACUAACGAAAGUCAGUUGGAUGCUGUAACCGAAGCGGUAGCUGCGCAACAUUCUAAACUACUUGGAUUUCCUCAACCUGUAGCCGAAUGCUGGUACAUUGUGGAAGCCCAACAUCUUGACGGUUACGGCCAGGAACGAUUUUUAGCAAAGGAAGAACCAGCAGGCGAGGCACUGGUUGCUACGUCGUUGCAAGGAAUUUUGGUGAUGCGUAACAAUACGGAGCGAGUUGUUUUUUACAGGUGGGACGAUAUAACAAACCUGCUGAAUCAAAAGAGAAUGUUUGGUAUCGAAUGCCAACGUAGCGAAGAAAAUGUUAACUUUUAUUUCGAUGAUCCUGAAGCAGCCCGUUAUGUCUGGAAAUUAGCUGUUCUUCAACAUACCUUCUACAAACAAACGUUGUUAACUCUCCAGUCCCUGCAAUCCCAAGCGACCGAAGACAAAGAUAUAGACAUGGGGAUAGCUGGUUUAAACUUGGAAUCAAACAGUGCCACUGUCAACAGCAAUCUGGUCCCAUCCACUUCAAUGUUUGAAUCUGCAGAGCCCAGGAGUUCCAGUGCAAUGGCCGAAUAUCGCAUUGAUAGCUUAGGAAGCGUUCGAGCCCUACCACACUCAAUUUCAUCACCUACUUUAACAGUUUUAAAUCCUGCUCAAGCACAAACGCAUUUGUUAGCUGGCACUGCGGGCAGUGGUGGAGGAUUCGCAUCAGGUGCUGGAUCACUUGCUGCCUCUCAACAAAAUUUACGCGCUUUAUUGCCGGCUUACCGUCCUGCACCUGAUUAUGAAACUGCCGUUCGAGUCAAGUACGGCGACGAUAUCGCGCAAUUGCUUCUCAAUCCGACUCCUCCAGUCCAGCAACCAGUACAACAACCAGCAGCUGUAGCUGUUCAGCCAUCCGCUCCUGCACCUUUUCAGACACAGCAACAACAGAGUGCCCAACAGCAGAUGCAGAUGAUGAAAAUGUACAAACCCCCUCCGCCUUACCCUUAUAGCAAAGUUGGCAGUAAUAGUAGCCCAGACUUGGCAGUGGCCGUUAUUAAUGGAGUGGCACCGGUCAAUUCAGGAUCGAUGAGCCAUUUACCAGUUACUCAAGCCCAGACAGAAGUUUCUGCCACAUUGCGAAACGGCGAGCCCAUCUAUCAAAAUAUUCCCUUACGCCAGCCCGGAAGCCAGCCGAAUCUCUCUCCGUCCACAUCCGCACAAACUGCUUCCCAACCCAGGAGAAAAUGGGGUUUGCCUGUCCGUAGCUCUGCUCGUUCUGCUGUCAUCAAUCGCGUCCAGACCGAUUCGCCUUCGUCAUCCCCAGCCGCCAAGCGAAGUACCAAUGAUUCAACGUCCAGUUCUGCUUCCCACUCUCAUCACUUGGUUUCACCCGCCAGAGCUGCCCCUGCUGAUGCAACUCUUGUCAAGGAUCAUUUGCGCCAAGAAAUGGAAUCCCGAUUGGCUGAUGGCCAACUUCUCCUGGAAUUUGAACUGAUUCCCAGACGAAAAGCCGGUGCGGAUUUUAGCAUGGCUGCUCACCCGGAUAACGCAUCUCGUAACCAGUAUGGACAGUUUUCAGUAAAUUAUUGCGUUGUAUUAGUAAUUAAACCAUUGGUUGUUUCUUUUAGGUAUCAAGACGUUUUGCCCUACGAGGAGAAUAGGGUUAAAUUGACUCCCAGCCGAGAAAACCGAACAGGCUACAUCAAUGCAUCACACAUCUCCGCUGCUGUUGGUUCGGCUCAACGCUUCUACAUUGCGGCUCAAGGUCCACUGCCAUCCACCGUAACUGACUUUUGGCAGAUGGUAUGGCAAAGUGACGUCUACGUUGUCGUUAUGCUAGCCGACACGACGUCAAGCAGCAAUAACGGUGGACAGCAAACCCCAACUCACAACACAAAGUCGGUCAGCUCUUUGCGAAGCCACGUCAGCAAUAGCAGCAUGAAUGGUUACAGCGGUUUUAUUUAUUGGCCGCAACAAGAUGCUGCCACAUUAGAAUUUGGCGAAUACAAAAUCACGCGGCAGGUUGGCAAACUAUCCGGCCGUCAAUCCAUCACAAAGUUAGAUGUAACUCACCUGCCAACAGCUCAACAACGCAGCAUUUGGCAUCUUCAAUACUCUGACUGGGCUGAUCACGGUUGCCCCAAAGAUGUGACCUCUUUCCUUAGUUUUUUGGAGGAGAUGGACACAGUGCGAAGACAUUCCGUGUCUGAUGUUCCACUGGGUAAGAACCGAAACACGCCAGUGUUGGUUCAUUGCGGAGCGGGUGUUGGUCGAACAGGUGUCACCAUCGCUUGCGACGUUUUACUUACAUCACUCGAUCACAAUGUUGUCGUCGACGUCCCGAAACUUAUUAAUCACCUGCGCCAGCAAAGGAUGCUUAUGGUGCAGACCGUUGCCCAGUAUCGUUCAAUAUAUGCCCUACUACUUGCUUACCUUGGCCGCUCUCGACUCAUUUGAUCUUGCAAUGAUAUAUUUAAAACACACACACACACACGAUGCAUUCGGCCUUUGAUUCAAUUGUUGAAAGAUGAACAAGCCAAUCAACAUGUUCCUCCAUUUUUGUGAUACUUAGGCAAUUCAUAUGAUCACCAACCAUUAUUUGCUUGCUUUUUUUCAUAACAUACCACUAUUAAUGAAUUGUGGGAAAGCUAUUAUACAAUUUGUAAAGAGUGUUUCAAUCACAUGCGUUUCUUCAAUUUCUAUUGCAUUUCUACUAACUCCACGAUGUGCAGCAAUUUUAUAGAUUAUUAACUCACGCCUAGUCCCUAUGACGUGCCUUUUUUUAUUGAUAGAGAAUUAAAUAAUAAACGAUAUUUUUAAACAACACCUGAUCUUCAUUCAUUUAAUAAAUAAUAAAAAUUAUCGAAUUAAUAUAAUUGAAAUUCCCUAGAUGCUCUACAAUUUGGCGACGUGGAACUCAAUAUACCUAUCCUCCCGCCUCCCCCCUUAAGCCAGGCACGAGUAAGCCCUGAAGGGAUGUUUCAUUACCUCUAACCGCCACCAGGAGGACUAAACAGAGACUUCGACUACUAUCUCUACUCAGAUCCCUUUCGACUCUCGCGCAAAAUAGAUAGACAUUGUUCCCGAACAUUGACACACUUGUUAAUUAUUUUCCAAUUUAGUCAACAUCUUCGUAAGGUUUAGUAAGCGACGUUUGUAUGUGCACAGAAGACUGAAGCCAUAGUUCCUGCUUCUUUGGUUUCACGUUAUUUUCGUUUGCAGAAAUCGUUCGCCUUCGUUGGAGAAACUUAAGUUCAAGUGAUCGUUGUUGAAGAAGGAAUUCGGCAUUUUGCUCGAAAGUUUUGUUAAGUAAGAAGAAAAA